AGAAGCGAUGCUUAUUAAUGCGUUAAGAUAUAAAUAGCAUUACGAUUUUUUUUCCAAUGAUUUCAGGAAUAUCCUAUUAUAUGACAGAGACGUUAAAGAAUGUACACUAUUACGAUUUUCUUAGUCACUUUGGUAGCAGGAACCAAUGUAAGUUGAUAUACAAUAUUAAAAGAAACCAAAACAUUUAUCGAAAUUAGCUAACUGAAAUAAAUAAUGCAAACAAAGGUAUUUUAUGUUUAGUACAUUUUCAGCAAUAUGACGUUGAACUUUGUGGCCAAAGACAUUUUAUGUCGCUUUUCAGUUGUAUUGAUACACAAAUCUGUAUUUUUAACUCUGGCUAAAUGUUUUUUUCUAAAGCUUUCAAUAAAGGUAUAUGUAUGGCAUUGAGCUGGCAUCUACAUCUUAAACAAUAAAAAAAAAAAUUAAGUACAAGAUUAAGCAAAGAUAAAGAUUCUUUUUUUGAUCCAAAUAAAUUUAAAUUUUGUAUGAUUGCAUUGCACAUGUUCAGCACAUAAAUAAAAAAUUUUGAACACAAGAAAUUUAUAAUAAACUUUUUCAAUAGUAAAAAAAAAAAAUUAAAAAAUGUAACAAUGUAACACUGUGUUCAACAGAGCACAAGAUAAGAUUCUAGAUAAUAACACAAACGAGUGUGUAUAUUUGUGUCCACAGCCGUGCGCAGUUAGGAUUCAUAAUGACGUGGAAUUCUGAAAAAAAAAAUUCUGAUAAAAUAAAGCAUUCUUUAUGCCAGUAUAUAAUCUAUUAUAAGAACGUAUUAUUAUUAUAAAUGUCAAAUAAAUUUAAUAAAAUCAAAUAAUAAUUGUUAAUAUUUAUCUGAAUGUGAGAGGUAAGGAAUUGAAUCAGAGAAGACUGACAUUCUUUGAUCCCAUCUUUGUAUGGCUAGUUAUUAAUUUGAAAGCAACCUAAUUUCUUACAUCAAAAUCUAGUAGGGCACUUUUUUAAUUACUAUAUUUGUUAUUUGUAAUUUAAGGGAGAGUAAAAUUAAACAGGGUUGAUAUUGAUCGUUUUUAUGUCCUUGGUUCAUGUCGUUUAUUCCGUCAUAAAUGUUUCUGAUUUAUAUGUAAAGUAAUUUCUUUUGCUGCCCACGGAUACUACUUCUAAGCCAAGUGCUAUUUUCUAUUUUUUAUCUUAUUUUCAUACCGUUGUUUCUGUUGUUUUGUUCGCCGACGAAGGCUUUCUUCCGACACGUUCGUUGUUUUGUUGAAUUCCUUUUUUAAGGUUUAACCCUACUUUAUUUCACUAAUUUUAUAUUAAGUAUUGUAUACCUUUUGGAGUCUCUGAAUUUUGUUUUGAAGGAAACCCCACUGACAACUGUUACAGUUAUCUAAAUUUGGUAACACAUUAUUUUAACGAUGAGCAAAAUCAAAUAUUAAAUUUCGUGUUUAAAACUGUGCAACAUGGCAUCAUACUUGAUUACCAGAUUGUCAAUAAGAAGUGGGGGGGGGGGAAUAUUGAUGCUGACUAUGAAACACAGUUUGGGGGAAGGGUGAUGCUCAUCUCAAACUAUAAGACAUAAUUUAAAAAUGUCCACUUUAUUUUAACCGCUACUAACUAAUAAUCUUUUGAUCUUAAAUUCAAUUAAGGUUCUUUUCCUCUUCCACGUAAUACUUUAUUUAAUGGAGAAAAAAAACAACUAAACUGUAAGUCUAUAAUUGGAAAAAUCUAAAAAGAAAAUAGCUUGAUUAUGGUAUUACCGUACAGCUUUUGAUACUAUAAAAUAUUCCUUAACUUCAAUAUGUUACUAACGUUCAAUAUAAGUCUUGUCUGGAUACGAUGAUUUCGAUUAGGACUUUAAAAUGUUUAGCCUUCCUUAUUUCUUCGUAUUGUAAAAUCAAAUCAUUUAACAUUAUAAUUCAAAGCAUGUUCAAAAUCUUUUAAUCUAUUUGGCAAAAAAUAUAAUAAUUUUGAAUUGAAUGUCUGCGUGCUACUUUUUUUUUACCUAUGUAUGUAUAUAUAUAUAUAUAUAUAUAUAUGUAUAUAUACAUAUACAUAUAUUAUUCCUAAAGUUUAGCAACUACUCUCAGAACAUAUUUUCUAGAAGAAAUCGUAUACACAUAUGUUUUAAUAUACAUUAUAUUCUUUAAUUCUUUAUGUUAUAAUAUUUUCAUCUUACAAAUGUUUAACAAAAUGUAUUUUGAAUGACUGACCUUGCCCUUUAGGGAUUGGAAGGUAAGACAUGCAGUUGGAGUUUCGACUGCGGAGAGGAUGAGUGUUGCCAUCCGUUGCACUCGAAGAGAUUUCUGGAUGAUAUAAUACAGAUUGGGCCAAGAUUAGGUCAGUGGUCAUUAAAUAUGUUUACUUUGUGAGCCUCAGAUUGAUUAAUUCUUAUGCAUAUAAAGAAUUUAAAUACUUUUGUUUAUACCCUAAAUAUAUUAGUACUUAUGUAAAUAACCUUCAUGAAUAUUGUUGUUUAAAACUUAAGAUACAUUAGUACUUAUUUAAUUAACACAUAAUUUAUGACUUAAAACAAUGUAUAUUGAUAACGCUAUCAAUAUUGUUUAUAAACACUUACGUUUCGAACCAAAUUAAACUCAAACACAUGGAAAUUACUAUAACUAUAUACGUCCCCGACAAUAUUUGCAAAAUUCAAAUGACACAAUUGAAUUUUUUUUUUAAAUACCUUGUCAAUAAUAUGUAUAAACGAACUUGAAGGUAUUAAUUACACAAUACUUUGUGUGCUUCAUUUCAUAGGCAUGUGCCAGCAAUUCAGUUUAGAAGGUCAGUACUGUACAGAAACUGGAGGAUGUCAGUGCGCACCUGGCCUAGAAUGCCAUUUCUUCGCUGAUGACCUCUCUACAACAACUGAAGCCUCCAUUACGGCCUACAUACUAAACGCAGAGCAGCAUUUCAGGUGUAGGCCUGUUCAAACGUGAUUCGUUGAUCACGUGACGUGGUCUCAAUGGAUUUCAUUAAAAUAAAAAAAAAGUCCUACACAUAUAUCAAAUUCAAAUUGUCUGUGUUCGCCAUUUUUAUUGUGAAAUGUAUUUUCAUUUUGUUUCAAUCUCUCUGGAAUUUGUUAAACACGUUUCCUUUUAAAGUAUGUCUUUGUUAAAUUCUAUCCUCCAAAACCUUUAAAUAGAUAUGUAUAUUGCCUUAAACAGAAAAUGUAGUCAAAAGACAGCCUAAACAAUUCGAC
Molecule: messenger RNA, 3154 nt
Organism: Lymnaea stagnalis (great pond snail)
Lineage: Eukaryota; Metazoa; Mollusca; Gastropoda; Lymnaeidae
Source: the annotation of a GenBank genome assembly